GCUGGUCCCACGUCCGGGCUGCUUCCAAUUCCGAUCGAUAAACUCACAGGGACGACACUCACUACGCGCGGUUAGCCACAGCAGCAGAACUUGCCAUGGCGUCUCAGGCAGACUACAAGGACAGGCAAUUCCUCGCUGUCAUCGGGGACGAGGAUUCGGUAACGGGAUUGCUACUGGCUGGUAUCGGCCACGUUACGAAUCCGCCCGACUCGCAAAAGAACUUCCUAGUCGUCGACGGCAAGACAGAGACCGCUGCUAUCGAGGCCGCCUUCGACUCCUUCACCACCCAGCGCAAGGACAUUGGCAUCGUCCUCAUCAACCAGCAUGUCGCCGACAAGAUCCGAUAUCGAAUCGAUACGUACACGGCCGCCUUUCCCGCCAUCCUCGAGAUCCCUAGCAAGGAGCAUCCAUACGACCCCGAGAAAGACAGCGUCUUGAGGAGGGUCCGGCGUCUAUUUGGGGAGUAAAUAUCAUUGCACGACGAGCUCGGGCGGGCUGUACACGCAUACCAUAAAUAUGGGGACUGCGAAAGCUACUCGCGGCUUGCAUACGGGCAGAAGUCAGGAACCAGAAACUCCUAUUCAGGCCAGGGGGCUUAAAAUUCGACAAGCUGAAGGAGAUCUAAGCGGGAUAUGUGCAUCAGUUGUAUGUGUGCGCGACGAGCACUACGUACACGCCUUGGGCGCCGCCUCCAUUAUUCGGUACCGAUAAGAUUAGGAAACAGCACAAGUUAACGGUGGCUAAAUCAAACUGGGAUGCUCCCCGAUCCAUACAAACGCAGACUUAGAAGAGCACAGAGAGAGGCCCCAAAAAAAAAGAGACGCCCAUACGUUCCGUCAAAGGAGUACCAUACAAUCGUGCUCAUCGUCAAUCCAGCCCUCUCGUUCCGGUCUUGCUCUCUCAGGUGAUGAUGUGACGACAGUAUAGUUGAGGU
Messenger RNA from Durotheca rogersii, 934 nucleotides. Its product is annotated as vacuolar ATP synthase. Gene Ontology annotation, cellular component: fungal-type vacuole membrane; proton-transporting V-type ATPase, V1 domain. Gene Ontology annotation, biological process: proton transmembrane transport. Bases 96 to 467 code for a protein of 123 amino acids. Lineage: Eukaryota; Fungi; Ascomycota; Sordariomycetes; Xylariales; Xylariaceae. Gene Ontology annotation, molecular function: proton-transporting ATPase activity, rotational mechanism. The transcript is spliced from 4 exons. The record is from RefSeq and is a predicted model, not a curated record.